Molecule: messenger RNA, 977 nt
Organism: Ictalurus punctatus (channel catfish)
Lineage: Eukaryota; Metazoa; Chordata; Actinopteri; Siluriformes; Ictaluridae
Gene: tagln2
Product: transgelin 2
Exons: 5
Coding region: 62-661 (199 amino acids)
Molecular function (GO): protein binding
Source: RefSeq, a predicted model, not a curated record
AGAGAGAGAAAGAGAGAGGAAAAGAGCAAGAAGGGAUGGAACCACAGCCUUAUAAGGCGUGAUGGCGAACAAGGGUCCUUCAUACGGUUUGAGCCGUGAGGUUCAAAAUAAGAUUGACAAGAAGUACGACCCAGAGCUGGAGGAGCGGCUCGUCGAGUGGAUCGUGGCUCAGUGCGGUCCAUCGGUGGGAAAACCACAACCUGGCAGACAGGGCUUCCAGACGUGGCUUAAAGAUGGAUGUGUCUUGUGCGAGCUCAUUAACAGCCUCUAUCCUGCCUCUAAGCCAGUGAAGAAGUUCCAGAGCACCGGCAUGGCCUUCAAGCAGAUGGAGCAGAUCUCACAGUUCCUCACAGCCGCUGAGAAAUACGGAGUCACCAAAACUGACAUCUUCCAGACGGUGGACCUCUGGGAUGGUAAAGACUUGGCAGCAGUGCAGAUGACUCUGAUGUCAUUGGGAAGUUUGGCAGUUACCAAGGGCGAUGGCUGUUACCGUGGCGACCCUAACUGGUUCCAUAGGAAAGCGCAGGAGAACAAGCGGGAUUUCACGGAGGAGCAGUUGAAGGAGGGUCAGAGUGUCAUCGGCCUGCAGAUGGGCUCCAACAGAGGAGCAUCUCAGGCGGGAAUGACCGGCUACGGACGACCCCGGCAGAUCCUCAACUAAAGUUCGUGAUUUCUGACCUACUUCGCGUAUCGGAGAGCGUUAAACACGCACCCAAUUAUAACCACUCGGUCAGAAAACACACCGGACACUCACAGGGACCAAAUGACAAACCAGGCAUAAUCACUUCACUGUCAUAUUAAACCAACAGUAAUAUAGUCAUGAAGACGAGAUCGUGUGAUACAUUCCAUGCAAAAAACAAAUUCAUCUCAAAUUAGCCUAAUGCUAAUAUAUGACCAUAAUCUCAGUAUGUUUGUGCAUUAUAUUCUGAUUUUCAGUAGAUGAUUUUGCAAAUAAAUUUCUUUCAACCUCAACUAAA